AUGGCCUUCAAGAACGGACUUAGUGAACGCCUCGAUGAGCUGCGAUUCCCUUCUCCGCGUUCGCCUCCGUCCGAAUCCCAGUUCCCCGGUUAUACCUCGCUCUCUCCGAGCCACUCCAACUUCGUGUCCGCGUUUUCGCGUCCGUCGGGCGAUGUUCGUGCCAACCUUCAGCGCCGAUUCACGACGGACUCCAGCAAGCUUUCGUCAUGGAGCUACCUGAAUCACCUCGGAGGCGCCGCUCCCCAGGUCCCGGACCCGCUAGAUUUACUGUCAUCGUUCGAAAAGAAACGCCAGCACAUCGAGUACAUGCGAGAGCAAAAGAGGAGGUUUGAAGAAGACAUGAAGCUUCUUGAUCUGCAACACGAGAAGGAAAAACUUGAGAUGGAUCAGCUUGCGAAACGCCUGGCGAAGGCUGGCAUUUCUGGUCCGGCAAGUGAGCCUACGACUCCUCCGGAUGCUCGUGAAAAUGGCUUUCCUGGGGGCUUCACGCGCCCGACUCGCUUUUCCACUUCCAGCGUCACUUCAUCUCCCGGCUUCUUCAACGUCUUUGCUCCGUCGCAGGUGACCAGUCCCCCAGGCCAGGCAGACAAUACCUCUUCUCAUACCCCAACAAACCGUUUCUCGGUCCACUCCGUUCCAGGAUCUCGCAGAAACUCUGAGAUGGAAGACUUUGGCCAGGAGCCUGCUUCACCUUUCCGCCCAGGUCCUUCCAUUCAUCGCUAUUCAAUGCCUUCGGCUGGCUUGGGUUCGCAGAUCCGCCCAAAUACCUCGAGCUUCUCCAACAACUCGGGUCUCGAAUCCUUCAACGCGGCCAAAUUUCUUUUCAACGACGAAGAUAGGGCCACUCUCAAAGAAGAGGAUCGAAUCCCUACCCCUGACAUCAAGAGUUAUCUGCAACUUACCGAUCCUGACGACAAAUUCCCAACUCUGUCGCGUAGAGACGACUCGGGUUUGUUGUCCGCAAACUCAGACGCAUUGGAUCUUGCGAACUCCAAGACUCCUAAUCCGGAGAAUUGGAAUUCCCACAGUCGGCAUCGCACUUCUCACCAAAGCAUGCCACAAAACGCACUCAACAUGUUUCGACUUGACCAGAUUGGAAGCUCCAACAACGAGUCCAACUCCAACACACCGAAUCCGUCCAAACACGCUGCCCGACACUCCCUGGAAGCCAAUCUUCUUUACAGCUCGGAGGGGAACCAGGAUAACAUGGCUCCAAAUGCUUCCUCGGGCCGACCUAACUCCCUCCAGUCCUCUUACUCGACAAAUGACCUUCCCACUGUCAAGGGAGAUGGGUUCAACCCGGCUAUCACGCCCCCCAAAACGCACGCCGAGCAGAUUCAUCAGCACAAUGCCAACCUGGGACGCAUUCCAUCUGCUGCCACGACCCCUCGCCAGCAGCGUGACUCUCCGGAGCGGGAUGACGCAAAACUAAAUGGUGCCCGGGCCCAGACAACUGCUCUUCAAGCCAAUGCGGCUCCCUUUGGCCCUCAGAUUGCUGCUGCCUCCGCCCCCGGAACGAGUCCCACUGCGCCUGCCCCGGCAACUGGUUUCCAGCCACCAUUUUACGGCUAUGGUCUCCAGACCUACAUGGGAGCCCCAGUUCCAGUUAAUGGACAGAUGCAGAAUUACAGUCCCAACGCUUCCUACAACGGUUACCCCCCUUAUGGAAACUUCCGGCUCGCCGAGAACCCGGCAAAAGGAGCUUCUUCUCGCCGUGCUACCGAAAGUGACUCUGCUCAGCUUUCACGCUUCACCAACUUCCCCCUUGAACAUUACCGGGGAGAGCUGUAUGGUCUGUGCAAAGAUCAACACGGUUGUCGAUACUUACAGCGGAAACUGGAGGAGCGUAGCCCGGAGCACGUGCAGAUGAUCUUUGAAGAAACCCAUGUGCACGUUGUGGAGCUGAUGACUGAUCCUUUUGGUAACUACUUGUGCCAAAAGCUGCUUGAAUACUCCAACGACGAACAGCGGACAGCAUUGAUCAACAAUGCGGCCCACCAGCUCGUUAAAAUUGCUUUGAAUCAGCAUGGGACCAGGGCUCUGCAAAAAAUGAUCGAGUUCAUCUCUACUUCCGAACAGACCCAGACAGUGAUCCAUGCUUUGCAGGAUCACGUCGUCGAGUUAGUUCAGGACCUGAACGGCAAUCACGUUAUUCAGAAAUGUCUCAACCGUCUUUCCGCCGAGGAUGCCCAGUUCAUCUAUGACGCCGUCGGUGGCAAUUGCGUUGUUGUCGGAACCCAUCGUCAUGGAUGCUGUGUCCUGCAGCGCUGUAUCGAUCAUGCUUCAGGCGAGCAGCGGGCUCGGCUUAUUGCCCAGAUCACUUCGAAUGCCUUUGCCCUCGUCCAAGAUCCCUUCGGCAAUUACGUGGUGCAGUACAUCCUUGAUCUGGCCGAGCCUCGCUUUACUGAGCCCCUGUGCCAAACCUUCCGAGGAAACAUCCCGGCCUUGUCCAAGCAAAAGUUUAGCUCUAACGUGAUUGAAAAAUGCCUUCGGACUGCGGAAUUCCAAAUCCGCCGCCAGAUGAUUGACGAGAUGUUGGCCGGGGCUGAGCUUGAAAAGAUGCUCCGUGAUUCUUUUGCAAACUAUGUCGUCCAGACUGCCAUGGAUUUCGCGGACGCCGAUACUCGGACUCGCAUCGUGGAUUCUAUCCGCCCCAUUCUACCGUCUAUUCGCCAGACUCCUCACGGCCGUCGUAUUGCCGGUAAGAUGAUGGCUUCCGAGGGUUCUGGGAGAGGAAGUGCGUCGACGAGUGGGCAGGUUACCCCCAACGAGAUGAACUCAGCGCAGCUCCCAGGACCUUUGCAGAAACCAUUCCUGUAUCAACAAAACCCUUUCCCCAUCAGCUCCCAGUUUGGGGCUCAAAACUAUGUUCCUGCUUCGGGAACUGGCUCCGCUUCGAACACCCCGUCCGGUGGGCCCAGCGAAAACUCUUCAGCCAUGUUCCCUACCGUUCAGCAACCUAACGGCGGCCUUGGUGCGCAGGGUCAGCUCAAUGGCCCUGUCGUGAACUUCAAACCAGGCAGCUUGUCACUCUUCUCGCGGUAUCCCAAUGUCCCUAAUCCGCCAGCCGUGGUUGUUCAUGGUAUUUCCGCCACAUGCAAGUCUUCCAUUGUCCGCGGCGUUCUAUCUUCCCUCGAAGUCCCCCAUGCCGUCAUUCGAAGCACAGAGUGUAUCACCGGUCGCCAUCUAUUGACGAAGAUCCUCUGGGGAGCGUUGGAAGCACUCGGCCAACAAAGCGAGUGGGAGAAAUAUGGAAAGGGGCGAUGUGAAAAUGUCAGCGGUCUUGCCGUGCUUCUUAGCCAGUGUUUGGCGUCGCGAUCAACGAGCAACGGCGCGGAGAAAUUCGUCUUGGUCUUAGAUGGGAUUGAUAAGCAACGAGAGGCUCCUCCGACGCUGUUAGCAGCGCUGGCAAGGCUCGGCGAAAUUAUUCCGUCUCUCUGCGUUGUUUUGCUCCUCAGCUGUGCUCCACGGCCUUUGUUUCUGCAAACUGCCGGUGUCCCGCAUAUCAACUUCCCACCGUAUACGCGCAAGGAGGCAAUCACAAUUAUCUUAAAGUCAGGGCCACCAGCGGCUGCCAACGUCUCCGACGAAACAGCCUCUAGGUUGUAUCCACACUUUGUGUCGGCCAUCUAUGAUUCUUUGGUUGGACCGACGGCAGGCUCGAUCUCUAAUUUUCAGUCGAUGUGUGAUAAGCUCUGGCCGCAGUUUGUAUCUCCCAUAAGCAAUGGCGAAACGCCGCCCGGAACCGGCGCCGAAUGGGACUUUUCCCGGCUUCUGGUCCGGAAUCGAGCUUUAUUCCGACAGCAUGGCGAAGCCGCUCUCGUUCAUCACAUCGUCACAGAAGAAUCAGACCCGUCUGUCAAUGGCUUGGUCUCGAAACCGUCUUUAGCGGCCGUGUCCGCCCCUUCUCCCCUCCCGACCCUGCCAUACUUCGCAACCCUAAUACUCACCUCCGCAUACUUAUCCUCUCACAUCCCUCAAAGGCUCGACACAAUCUUCUUCUCCAAAUUCUCCUCUUCCUCACUUUCUGCGCGUAACAAGCGUGCUCAUCACAGAAGACGUCUCAAGGUCCUAUCUCAGGCUCAGGCAGAAGACGCCCGAGAGGCCAGCCAGGGCCCAGCCACCCCUAGCAAAAAGGGCAAAAGACAAAAGACUCGUAUCACGAAAUCUACCCUUGAAUCUGCCUUUGCCACUUCAUCCGCCACCACCUCUGCCGCCGGUGGAGCUGCCGGUAUCACGGGCCCAUCUACCAUCCUCACGGCGCGUCCUUUUCCUCUAGAACGGUUGAUUGCUAUUUAUCAUGCUAUCGACCCCAACCCCCCGGCCAAUCCCAUCCGAAUGGCCGCCGUUUCCGAUGCAAUCUACUCAGAGCUUGCCACGCUACGUCGACUACGAUUGGUCGUGCCCGCCUCCGGCCGCGAUAGCGGUGGUCGCAUGGGUCUGGGAUCGGGCGGUGCUAGCAGUGGUAACACGACCGCCGACGCCGGAGAAAAAUGGUGUGUCAACGUCUCCGGUGACUGGAUUGGAGAAAUGGCCAAGAGCAUCGGGGUCGAGGUCGGAGAAUGGUUAGCCGGUGGGCUGGAUUGA
Aspergillus steynii IBT 23096 is the source of this 4587-nucleotide messenger RNA. RefSeq lists its product as uncharacterized. Gene Ontology annotation, biological process: post-transcriptional regulation of gene expression. Lineage: Eukaryota; Fungi; Ascomycota; Eurotiomycetes; Eurotiales; Aspergillaceae. Gene Ontology annotation, cellular component: cytoplasm. The transcript has 7 exons. The record is from RefSeq and is a predicted model, not a curated record. Bases 1 to 4587 code for a protein of 1528 amino acids. Gene Ontology annotation, molecular function: mRNA binding.